CAAAAUGGACGUACUUUCGUCGAAGACGAUACCCGGGAAGAGAAGAUACACCCGUGAACAGAAGUAGGUCGCUGGAAGAAGGAAGGGAGGCUGGAGCCAAUGAUACGGAAUUAGAUCAGGUUGCUGCCGUGAAUGACUUCUGUGGUUCAGAGGAAUCGAAGAAGAUCUUGGUGUGUAGAGACUGUUUGUUGACUAGAGUACAGUGUGGAAUGUAAGGCAACAAAUGGCUGUUGGUUCAGGCAAAUACUAUGAAGUUUUCACUCACGGAUUACAUAGAUCUACUAACUGUAAACCUGUGAUGUCAUAAAGAUUAACCAGGAAUGGAAUGCAUGACGAAAUUAUGAUGGUCUAAAGAAGAGUUAGGAAUAUGAUGGUAAUCUUACCCAGAAUCAGACAUGGACAAAUUUGGAUUGUUUAAACUAACCGAGCCAGGGAGUCGACAUGGACUAACUUGGAUUGUCUAAACUAACGGAGCCAGAAAGUCGGCAUGGACCGCUACUCGGUGUUGUUUGCUCUACUGUGCCUUCUCGGCGUUCAGGGUUUACUACGACUACCCUACGACUGCGGUCCGCCGUAUUUCAACAUACCCAAGUGUCGCGACCACCCGGACGGCUAUGGGUGUGCGUGUGGACCUGGAUUUCACUGGAACACGCACAGAUGCAUGUCAUCUUCCAUCGACUCGAGGUUCGAGUACAAGGCUGAGGCGCCUGCGCGGUACACCCUGCUGCUGGACAAGGCGUUCCCCGAGCUGACCGCCUUCACCAUGGCCUUCUGGGUGAACGUGAGCAGCGGCCAGCACCCCGGCACCAUACUGUCCUACAAGGUGGGGGACAACACCAACCUCAUACGCAUGAUGAGUGGCCCAACACUUAACUUCGAGAUCUGGGGACAGAAGGAGGACAUGGGUGUGGAACUGCAUCCCGGGGAGUGGUAUCACGUGACGUGGACGUGGACUUCAACAAAUGGCAAAUGGCAUUUCUAUCUGAAUGGGAAUCUACAGCGACACGGUUUUUUCGACAAGGUGCUGCGCGUCAUACCUAUUGGAGGGGAGUUCGUGCUAGGGCAGUCGUCCCGAGAGAAGGUCACGUUCAACAUAUCGACGGGGCUGGACGGUGACCUGGCGCACUUCAACAUCUGGAACUACAUGAUGAACGUAACGGAGAUUAAUGACAUCAUGAGCUCAUGUAAACUCAUGUACUGCGGUAACGCGGUCCAGUGGGUGGACUUUAGGAGCGGAACACGCGGCGCCAUGAAGAUGAGGUGGCCUUCCGGUAUCUUCACUGGAGAAUGUUUCGACGAACAUUUAGCAGCUCGGUCAUGCGAUGUUUUUUGCAGUGAUUUAAAUGGUGCACAAUGUAAUCUAGAAGCUGUUGAAAACAUCAAAUGGAAACGAACGAAGGCCAGCACAUAUGUGGAGGUCACAUGCCCUGGCCAAGAAGAAAACCACUUGAAAAAUCUUACAACAGAUUACGCGAAUCGUUCAUGCCACUUGCUGGAGAACCAGAACGACGGAGUGUGGGACAAGCCUCAGAUCGACGCCUGCAUAUCUGACGACCUGCUCGAGCUCAAGUACCUCGUUAUAGGAGAGCUGGACGAUGGGGAGAUAAACGAAAUUCAGGUUCUCGAUCUGGCUUACAAGUUGUUGAAUCACACGGAGGAGAACGCGUACACCAACCCCAUUGACAUCGCCACUGUGAUCGACCUCCUGGAGUACCUGGUUACCACACAGGGUGUUACUCCAAGAACAGUCACAUGGCUAGACGGAACGAAAACCUUUGCCAGAACAGAAGUCUAUCCAACCUUCGAACAAACCAGAACGUUUUGUCAGAGUGUCCUCUACUUGGCGGUGAGUAGCUUGAGUGUCCUCUACUCGGCGGUGAGUAACUCGAGUGUCCUCUACUCGGCGGUGAGUAGCUCGAAUGUCCUCUACUCGGCGGUGAGUAGCUCGAAUGUCCUCUACACGGCGGUAAGUAGCUCGAGUGUCCUCUACUCGGCGGUGAGUAAGACGAGUGUCCUCUACUCAGUGGUAAGUAGCUCAAGUGUCCUCUACUCGACAGUGAGUAGUUCGAGUGUCCUCUACUCGGCGGUGAGUAAGACGAGUGUCCUCUACUCAGUGGUAAGUAGCUCAAGUGUCCUCUACUCGACAGUGAGUAGUUCGAGUGUCCUCUACUCGGUGGUGAAAAGCUCGAGUGUCCUCUACUCGGAGGUGAUGAGUAGUUCGAGUGUCCUCUACUCGGCGGUGAUAAGCUCGAGUGUACUCUACUCGUUGGUGAGUAGUUCGAGUGUCCUCUACUUGGUGGUGUCAAGCUCGAGUGUCCUCUACUCGUCGGCGAGUAGCUCGGGUGUACUCUACUCGGCGGUGAGUAGUUCAAGUGCCCUCUACUCGGUGAUAAUAGCGUCUACCGUGAACAGUAUACUAGACACGAAGAACGAAGUCGGCUGGAACGCCACUUUGCCGUCUGGUGUAGAGGGAGAUAACCUCAUGCGGGUGAUGCGACAGUUUGCUGACGUCAUUUCAAGGAGCCUCAAGUAUCAUGUGAUCGAUGGCUUUAUCUCCUACAAGGACGCCGCUGUCAGAGUAUUCCAGAAAAAUAUAGAAUUCAAAAUUGAAACUCAGUGGAUAGAGGAGUUUUACGGUACGCGAUUCCCUGACGGCUACGACAGCCGCACGUUUGACGUGGACCGCGAGGACGGCAUGGUGCGCAUCCAGGGAGACGCCUUCCUCAGCAACAACACCCUGAAACCCAAACUUCCAGUUUUCAUAGGUGUGUCGACAUUUCGCUAUUUACGUGCCGCCAUUGUUCUUCCCAACAACGAUGUUAAUAGUCGCAGUUUAGAGAACUGGGUGAAUACGCCAAUCGUUGCCUUGUUUAUUCACAAAGGGGACAGGCCAGUGACGUCAAAUCUGACCUCACCAAUUAUCAUCGAUCUUCCAUUACUUGAUACUUUUAACAUUUCAAAUCCUGAGUGUGUGCGUCUACAGCAUCGUAAUGGCUCAAAGAAUUGGUUGUGGACUACCAGCAACUGCGAAAUCCUGGAAUAUGGACGUCGGUCUGUGCUGUGCGCAUGCUCGGUUCCAGGAGUCUUUGCUGUUACGACAGACAUGUAUAAUGUCAACUGGGACAAGGGAGAUAAGCGACCCGUGCUGAUGAGCUUCGCUUCCUACAUUGGAUGCACGGUGUCCAUCACUCUUUGCGGAAUUACUUUUCUGGCGCAUUCAUUUCUGAGGACAUCCUCCAGCACUGCCUCUCUGCACAAAAACCUGUCUCUAUCCAUUGUGGGAGGUCAGAUGGUGUUCAUGUUCGGUAUCAACCGCUAUGAACAGAAGGUGAUGUGCCAGGUGUUCUCGAUCCUGCUGCACUACUUCUUCCUGACCAACUACUCGUGGAUGAUGAACGAAGCCUUCAACCUGUACAUCCUCAUCACAUACUCGGCUCACUCAGCCAGCGAACUCACCGACUCGGGCUCCAUGGUGCGCUACUACGUGCUUGGCUGGGUGAUACCGGCGGUCCUGGUUGGAGCCUUCCUAGGGACGAACAAAGACGAUUACUACGCCCCCGACAUGUGUUGGAUUGCCUUUGACCACUUCUGGUUGUUUAUAGGUCCAGCUGUUGGAAUUAUUGCAGUUUCCAUACUCGUGUUAAUAUUUACAGCAAAAGAGCAUAACGAAAAUUCGUAUACCAAGAGUGAAAAGACAAACAGAAUAAUUUUGAUUCACAUGAAAGGCGUGUGGACUCAACUUAUUCUCGUAACAGUAUGUUGGUCUUUUGCGUUCGUCUCUCUCAAGAUGAUUGACGCAAUAUUAAAGUACCUCUAUGCCUUGUUUAAUUGCCUACAAGGUGCAUUCUUCAUAGUUUUCUACGUGUUCUUACAUGAAGAGAUUCGAGCAAUACUAAAAAGCAGACAGAAGAAGAGAACGCUAGUGACUCAAGGAUUUGACCUGAUGGAUGACCGGUCUCUCGACUCACUCGCGUCAUACUCAAUUCUAGAGAAGGAAAUCAUGGUUGAAUCGGUGCCACUCAAGUCGAAGGCAGUACGAAGGAAAAUAACGGGCACUCACAAGUCGAAAUCGGAAAGUGGAACUACUGGAGAAGACGGGUCUGACUCCGAGAUGAUAACUUCGGUGUAG
Molecule: messenger RNA, 4129 nt
Organism: Gigantopelta aegis
Lineage: Eukaryota; Metazoa; Mollusca; Gastropoda; Neomphalida; Peltospiridae
Exons: 28
Coding region: 488-4129 (1213 amino acids)
Biological process (GO): adenylate cyclase-activating G protein-coupled receptor signaling pathway; cell surface receptor signaling pathway
Cellular component (GO): membrane
Molecular function (GO): G protein-coupled receptor activity
Source: RefSeq, a predicted model, not a curated record